UAACCUAACGUUAAUUGUUAGCAGGGCAUGUUGACGAGCAAGAAGUACUUCUGUCUUGUCGCUGCUUGUUAGCUACUGUUAGUUGCAGUAAAUGUGAUAGUCGAGUUGUGGAGCACAACGAUCAAAUGCAGACAGCACCGGGAAUGAAAGGUGUGUGUCCCUGCCAUAAGUAGCAGUGAUGGAUGAAGAACCCCAAAGGGCGACUGUGUCAUGGGAGAAUGGGACCCUGGCUCCCGUGGACCGCCUUCGCUCUGAGCGGGCGGACAGCCCCACACCAGGUCUGGUGGAGGGAACUGAACCUGGUGCUGGUCAGGAGAGUGCGAUGUUCGUCCAUGCUCAGUCUUUUGAGGAUCUGACUGCUCAGGCUGAGGAGGAAGUUCAGAGGGAGGCCGAACUGGACAAAUCAGGAGAGUGUGCAGAGGAACUCAAGGUGCUGGUGGGAGAGAAAACCAUAGAGGAGCAACUCAGCAACGACAUUACAUCAGAGAGUAGGACUAAGGAGGAAGACGUGACCAGCGAGGCGUGGAGGAGCCACCGAAAGCACGUGUUUGUGCUGAGCGAGGCUGGAAAGCCAAUCUACACCCGCUACGGCACGGAGGAGGCUCUGUCCAGCACCAUGGGGGUGAUGAUGGCCCUCGUGUCCUUCGUUGAGGCCGAGAAGAACAUCAUUCGUUCCAUCCAUGCAGAUGGCUGUAAAGUGGUUUUCCUCUCGAAGAGCCCUCUGGUCCUGGUAGGUGUGUCUCGGACCUGUCAGACCGACAAGGAGCUGCUGCGGGAGCUGCUGUACAUCUACUACCAGAUCGUCAGCCUGCUCACCCUCACCCAGCUCAACCACAUCUUCCAGCACAAGCAGAAUUAUGACCUGCGCCGCCUGCUGGCCGGCUCCGAGUACCUCACCGACAACCUGCUGCAUCGGCUGGACCGAGAUCCCGGCCUGCUGCUCAGCGCCGUCACCUGCCUGCCUCUGGCAAGCUCCGCCAGAGAUAUGGUCUCUUCCAGCCUGCAGGCCGCCAAAUCCAAGAACUUGGUGUUCUCCAUCCUGCUGGCGGGGGACCGCCUGGUCUCUCUGCUGAGGAAAAAGGACCAGUUCCUGCACCACAUAGACUUGCACCUGGUUUUCAACCUGGUCGGCUCUUCCUCGUCCUUUCGGGAGGGCGAAGGCUGGACGCCAAUAUGUCUGCCAAAGUUCAACACUGCAGGGUUUUUCCACGCUCACAUCUCUUACCUGGAGCCUGCCUCCGAGCUCUGCCUCAUCCUGGUCUCCACCGACCGCGAGGACUUUUUUAACAUGUCCGACUGCAAGAAACGGUUCCUGGAGAGGCUGAGCAAGCGCAGCGCCUACCAGGCCCUGAAAGAGGCUCUUAAAUGUCCCAGCUAUUCUGUGGAGCAGGUCGGCAUCCCGGAGCUCAGGCACUUCCUGUACAAAUCAAAGAGCUCAGGGUUAUACACCAGUCCAGAGUUCCCUGACGUGUACCAGUCUGAUGAAGAGCAGGAAAGGCUGAUGGGACUGUACCAAGACCUUCACAGCAGCCUGCAUCAUCCAACCAGACCGCUCCGCUCCUUCUACCGCUGUGGUGAAACUGAAAACCUGCUGGCAUGGGUGACGAGUGGCUUCGAGCUCUACCUCUGCUUCAGUCCGCUGGGGACCAAGGCCAUGGCUGUCUCUGCAGUCACCAAACUGCUGAAGUGGAUCAGGAAGGAGGAGGAUCGCCUCUUCAUCCUGAGUCCUCUCACAUACUGAGCCCCUCGCUGCCGGCUGACCACCUGAAACUAAAAAAGCAUCACCUUGAACAUGGACGGCUCGGUGCUGACGACAACAUGAUGCAGUUCAGUGUUUACGAAUGAUUGUCAGAGCUAUGCUUUCCCCCUUGCUUCUGGGUUCCUCUGGUCUAAUUCACAGAUUUGUGAUGAUUGUGCAAUGAACGUAAGUUAAAGCUGUAUUUUAUUGGGCUUGAUUUCUUUCUUUUUUUACUUAAGAUUUGAAUAACAACAGAUGAAAGCGGCAUCAACGAUGACACAAUAACAUGAACGCAGUUGUUUGUAAGCUUUUGAAGUUGUUUCAUAAAUGAUUGUUUUACUGUAAAAGACGUAUUAUGCCUCUAAGAAUAUCAAAGAUGCGGUCUUUGUUUUAUAAAUGCUCAGUUCCUAAAAAUCAAGAAUAACAUUUGAAUUAAAAAAACUGGAAUUUCCUGUGGACCUGCAGGAGGAUGUGAUCUCUUGUUAUAAGGCAUACGGUCAAAAUAUGCGUUAACCACAUUCCUGUUUUAUCUUUACAUUUUACCUCGAUGCACUUUCUUUAUGCAAAAGGACUCUGCAGAGAAACGUGUUCAUGAGUCUGUAACCUUUUUACUACUGUCAUUUGUUAAUGUGGAUGUAAAGGAAUCUAAAUUUCAGUCCAUUAAUCUUCCAGUGACUAUUAGAAUAUUCCUCAAUUUACCAUAAUAUGCAUAUUAAUUAAGAAAAGUAUUGUAUGAAAUGUUAUCUGCUUGUGUCAAUCAUAAAGGUUCACUGUAUUUCAUGCUUUGCUUUUAAGGAAUCCAACGGUGCCACACUUGCCUCCACUAAUCAUGUCUUAACUAAUUGUCAUUGUGCAAAGCCAAUAUGAGGUUGCUGCACAGUUCCAGAAUUGUUCAAUAUAAAUAAUAAAGACAGAUUAUGUGUCUUGCUUGACUGUAA
Cottoperca gobio is the source of this 2676-nucleotide messenger RNA. RefSeq names its product MON1 secretory trafficking family member A (gene mon1a). Gene Ontology annotation, biological process: protein targeting to vacuole; vesicle-mediated transport. Lineage: Eukaryota; Metazoa; Chordata; Actinopteri; Perciformes; Bovichtidae. The coding region runs from base 179 to 1741 and encodes 520 amino acids. The record is from RefSeq and is a predicted model, not a curated record. Gene Ontology annotation, cellular component: Mon1-Ccz1 complex. The transcript is spliced from 6 exons.